Molecule: messenger RNA, 2038 nt
Organism: Delphinapterus leucas (beluga whale)
Lineage: Eukaryota; Metazoa; Chordata; Mammalia; Artiodactyla; Monodontidae
Source: RefSeq, a predicted model, not a curated record
AGGGGAGAAUGGAAGCUAGAAACCGCAGCAAGGAAACCCGAGAGCGCAUGCGUCAGGCCCAAAGCCGAAGUGUAAGAUGAGGGGCUAGCAGAGAUGGGGCGGGGCCUAUGGGAGUAGCAAAUAGUGUUUGGGGGCCAGAGGAGGUUAUCCUAAUUCCUUCGGAGGGAGCCAGCUCCUCUCCAAUAGCCAACCUCCAAUCAUUCUUACCACUUAUUGCCCCUUUAUUCUCUGAGAGUCCCUAUGCCAAAUGCCAUAUAAAUAUCUCACUUAAUCCUUGUGCCACCUCUACAGAGUAUUACAACACAGAAGGGCCAAGAAACUUGCCUGAGGUUGGGCAGUUAAUAUGUGCCAAAGCCAGUAUUCCUACUCAAAUCUGCCUGACUUCAGAACCUAUGCUCUUUUCACCUUACUAUACUGCCCCACCCUGAGGGAAGCCCCCAGCCCAGGCCUAGCAUUGGUGUAAACCAAGUCCAAAACCACCUGCGACCUGGGCUCCAGCCCCUUCUUGGCCUUGGUUUCCCAGGCGGUGCAAGGCAGACUUCAGUGGCUCUGAUGGGGGUGGGGACAGGCUCUGGGGUGGACAUGAGUGCAAACUGCUACCAUGGAAUGCCCUGGUGUGGCCUUUACCCUCGAGGCAGACUCAAAGCCAGAGGCAGCUGGGAGCCUCCCCACUGCAGCUCAUGCCCCGGAUCAAGGCUUCAUGAAGUCAUCUGAGAGCCGGCAAGACAUAUCACUUCUUCAUCCCAUAACUAGCUCUGGCAGAAGGACAGAUACAGACUUUUCUCUGUUUCUGUUGUGAAGACAAAAGCCCGUAUAGGCAGAGGACUCUCUCUCCCCCUCCCCAAAAUAUUUCUGAUGAUAGCCCUUUGGUUCUUCAGAAAGUCUAGGGGAACUUUCAUCUCCCUUCUCCCCCCCUUUGACAUAUGCAGCCCAUUUUAACCUUCUCUUUUGAGAAAUCAGCCAUUUUCAUAACAGAACCACUGUUCAAACCUUCCCCCAUAAACCCUGUGGGCACCCUUUAGAUGAGGUCCUCCAUGCCUCCUCGCCACUUUUCUCCGACUCUAUAACUCAGGAACCCUCCCCUGAGCCCCAUAAUCCAGAAGCUCAUCCAAUAGCCAUACAGCUCCCACUUAGUUUGUGACCCAGGCCUGAAGAACUUUUCCUAUCACGAAUCCUUGGAGGCAAUCACCUCCUCUGCACCCCAGAUCUCUACUUUAACUCAGUCCUCAGAACCAAAUAGCCUUACACAGGAGUCUAAAUCUAUUAAACAUCUAUUAUGUGUUAGAUGCAGAAUAUCCUUUGUUUCAUUUAAUCCUCACAAUUCUUACAUCAGAGGUGAAGAAACUGAGGCUGAGAGGUGACUUGCAGAGGUAUGUCUGAUUCCAUGUUGUCAUGGAAUUUGGGGUUAGGGGGUGGCCUGGGGAGGAAAAUGUCCUGUUCUCUCUAGAGGCCCCUGUGACUUGCUGAGUCACUUGCUGCUGUCUCACCUGUCCCUGCCAAUCUCUAGGAAAGGAAUGACACUGGAGAGGCAGAGUUGUGACCGCAGAGACAGAGGGGCAGGUGGGCCGGCCCAUGGCGGAGGCCUCGCUCCCACAGCUGAGGGGAGAUGCCGAAGUCACGCCUUGCCCCACUGUCCUGGAACUAGAGGAGCUCCUGAGGGCAGGGAAGUUUUCUUCCAGCCGCGUGGACGAAGUUUGGCCCAACCUUUACAUAGGAGAUGCGGCCACGGCAAAUAACCGCUUUGAGCUAUGGAAGCUGGGCAUCACCCACGUGCUGAAUGCUGCCCAUGGGGGCCUCUACUGUCAGGGCAGCCCUGACUUCUACGGCAGCACUGUGAGCUACCUGGGGGUGCCAGCCCACGACCUCCCUGAGUUCGACAUCAGUGCCUACUUCUCCUCUGCAGCUGACUUCAUCCACCGUGCCCUCAGCACACCCGGGGGGUCCUGGUGCACUGCGUGGUAGGGGUGAGCCGCUCUGCCACGCUGGUCCUCGCCUACCUCAUGCUGCGCCAGCAGCUGUCCCUGCGUCAGGCAGUGAU